Messenger RNA from Adineta steineri, 1995 nucleotides. NCBI's taxonomy places the organism in Eukaryota, Metazoa, Rotifera, Eurotatoria, Adinetida, Adinetidae. The record is from the annotation of a GenBank genome assembly.
AUGUUAUAUGGUAUAUUAUUGGAAAGUGUACGAGAUGGAAUAUGUCUUAAUUAUGGAAGACAAAUUUGGAAAAGAAUCGUACAAGAAUUAAAUUUUGAACAUGAAACAUUUACAACAUUUGGACAAUAUGAUGAUAGUUUAGUUACAAAAAUAGCUGAAUGUCUUUCGGAUAUUUUACAUGAAGAAACAAGUGAUUAUUAUAUGGAAUAUUUUGGUGAAUGUUUUGUUCGAUUUUUUACAAAUUAUGGUUAUGAUAAAAUUUUACGUGUUGCUGGAAGACAUUUUAGAGAUUUUCUUCAUUCAAUUGAUCAACUUCAUGAUUCAAAUAAAUAUAGUUUUCCCAAAAUGAAAUCUCCACUAUUUCAUGUUUUACAAGAAGAUCAAUAUGGAGCGUUACUUCAAUAUAAAUCUCGUCGUCAAGGUUUUCAACAAUAUAUUAUUGGACAAUUAAGAGAAUGUGGAACUAGAUUUUAUAAUGAAAAUAUUUAUGUUAAAAUUCAAGAAAAUAUUUCAACUAAUCAAUGCACUGUUGUUACAUUUCGAGUUAAUUUUAAUAAUUCAAUUAUAAAUGAAAUAUCAAAAAAUCUUCAUCCAUUUCCAAAUUUACCUAAUUUAACAAGUGAAACAUUUUUUAAAAUUUUUCCAUUUAGUAUAUUAAUUGAUUCAUCAUUAUGUAUAUCACAUAUGGGAAAAUCAAUUAAAAAUCUUUUUCCAAUAGAUACUAUUUUAAUUGGAAGAUAUCUUAAUGAUAUAUUUAAUUUAAUUCGACCUGAUAUUACAUUAGAAUGGAAUAAUUUAAUUAAUUAUGGUCGACAUAUUGUAUUUUUAAUGGAAAAUCGAAUUCCACUUAAAUCUUUGAAUAAUUUCAAUGAAACACCUCGAAUUAAUUUAAAAGGACAAAUGAAAUGGCUAAGUAGCUGGAAUUUAAUUGCUUUUUUAUGUCAUCCAGUAUUAUCAACAACAGAAGAAAUGUUGAAUAUUGGAUUAUCCGUUCAUGAUUUAAAUUUUUAUGAUGGAUCAAGUGAAAUUCUUAUAUCAGGAAUUCAACAUCAUAGACAAUUACAUUCAGAAAUUGAUAAACAACAAGCAUGGGUUUCCAAAUUACAAACAUCAAAACUUGAAUUAAAACAAUGGAGAGAAAAAGGAAGACAUCUUCUUUAUUCUUUAAUGCCACGUCAUAUUGGUAUUAUGCUUCAACAAGGAAUUGUUCCAAAUUCAAUUUGUGAAUCUCAUAAAUUAGUCACUGUAUUAUUUUGUUAUACAUUAGAUUUUAAAGAUGUUAUUCAAAAAUUAUCUCCAACUGAAAUAGUUCAAUCAAUUAAUGAAAUGAUUAUUAUUUUUGAUCAAUGUACGGAAAAAUAUGAUGUUUUCAAAGUUGAAACAAAAGCUGAUUCAUCAUAUAUGCUUGUUUCAGGAAUUCAACAAAGAAUUUCUCAAAGAAGAAUAUCGGAUCGAUCAGAUUCAAGUGAUCAAAGUGAAAUAAUUAGUGGACUUGCAAUUGAUUUAUUAAAAGAAUCAAAAAAAUUAAUUAAUAAAAUAACAAAAGAAUCAUUUCAAAUUAAAAUUGGUUUUCAUUCUGGUUCAGCUGUUGGAGGAAUUGUUGGACAUAAAAAUUAUCAAUAUUGUUUGUUUGGUGAUACAAUUAAUACAGCAAGUCGAAUAACAGCAACAAGUGAUAUUGGUCGAAUUCAUUUAAGUGAAACAUCAUGGCAAUUAUUAAAAGAUUCAAUGUAUUUUGAAACAAGUCCCAGAGGAAAAAUUCCAAUAAAAGGAAAAGGAGAAAUGGAAACACAUUGGUUAAUUAAUUCAAAAGAAGCGUUUAUUAAAGAAAUGAAUAAAUAUGAAUCAAUUACAAAUAAUAAUCAGAACUUAUCAUCAUUAUCUGAUAUUCAUUCAACAAUCGUUGAAAAUAAUCAAAGAAAAAAAUCACUUCCAAAUGUUAUUAAUAAAAGAACGUCAUUUGAAGGAAUAUGUCCAUUUUCAUAUCACAAAUAA